Rubroshorea leprosula is the source of this 1187-nucleotide messenger RNA. The record is from the annotation of a GenBank genome assembly. NCBI's taxonomy places the organism in Eukaryota, Viridiplantae, Streptophyta, Magnoliopsida, Malvales, Dipterocarpaceae.
GCCUCCAUCGUCCGUCAUCAUCGACUUUGCCAUCGCUCUCUGACCUCGUCUACCACUCGAUUCCAGUUCCGAUUCUGAUUUUGAGGUCUCCUUUUCUGCCUUAUCUCAUCGCAACCAGUGCUCGCCACCUCUCUUCUCCUUCUCUCCGAUCGGUAAGAGUUUUCAUAUAUUUCCAUUUUUGUUGUGUUCUUGACUUCUUUAUUUUCAACCAAGAGGAUCCACAAUCUAUGCACCAUACACUGCAACAUCAAAGAAGCCCUUCGCCUCCUCGACUUCCUUUGCCUACCUGGCUACCUCCUGGAUUCCCUUAAUCUCAGUAGCAUUAUUCACACCCUUUGCAACCCCAACUGAUUCCCAGAGGCUCACCAUCGUUUUCUUCUAUCCUUAGCUUCUGGUUAGCCCCUGAUGAGCGCACCUAUAAUGUAAUAAUUGCUUGGUUACUAGAUUCCAGAACCCCACAGAGCACAUUUCAUGUUAUACGGUCUAUACUUGAUGUAAAGCCCGAGUUUGUGCCUUCUUUGAUUAGCUAUAAUCAUUUGAUCGACCAGUUUUGUACGGUUUAUUCUAUAAAUGUGGCACAUAGGUUGUUUUUUGAUAUGACGAACAAGGAUCAUUGUCCUAAUGCUGUUACGUAUACUACUGUGAUAAAUGGGUAUUGUAAAAUUGGUGACUUGGGCACUGCGCACAAGCUGCUCGACGAAAUGCGUGAGUGUGGUGUGGUGCCCAAUUCGCUCACUUAUAGCGUGUUGAUUCGCUUGGUGUUUAGAAGGCGAGAUGUUGAAUAUGGGAGGGAGUUGAUGCGCAAGCUAUGGGAGAGAAUGAAGGACGAAAAUGAUCCCAGUUUGAACACUGCGGCCUUUGCCAAUCUCAUUGAUUCUUUGUGUAGAGAGGGGUUCUUCAAUGAAGUUUUCAGGAUUGCAGAGGAAACACCUCAAGGAAUAAGUGUGAAUGAGGAACUUGUUUAUAGGCAUAUGAUUGAUGCUCUUUGUAGAGCUGGAAGGAACCAUGGGCCUGAGUGGUUGCCUAGGGAAGUUGGACCCCUCAGCAGUACUUAGUCAGAACUCUUCUUAAAUCUUGCCACAUAUCCCUGUCUUUUCACUAAUGUCUACCAACCCAACUCCUUAGACUAAAUUUCUCCUAAAUUAUAGCAGUUACUCGUUUGACUCAAAUCAAAUUGGCAAUUAAAU